This is a messenger RNA of Limanda limanda (common dab), 5584 nucleotides long. RefSeq names its product O-GlcNAcase (gene oga). The transcript is spliced from 18 exons. Gene Ontology annotation, molecular function: beta-N-acetylglucosaminidase activity. NCBI's taxonomy places the organism in Eukaryota, Metazoa, Chordata, Actinopteri, Pleuronectiformes, Pleuronectidae. Gene Ontology annotation, biological process: glycoprotein metabolic process. The record is from RefSeq and is a predicted model, not a curated record. Bases 313 to 3096 code for a protein of 927 amino acids.
GAAGACACGACAGGACGAGCCUACGGGACCGAGGAGACGAGGAUCGCAGGAAAAACAACCAGCCUUUGCUUUUUCUUGAAAUAUUAACCGCGACAUGUUUUGCAACGAGCUCGCUCAUUGCAAUUCUGUUCGCGUUUCCCAGAAACAGCCGCUGGAGUUCGGACAUUUGUGAUUAGACUCGCCGAUACCGCACGCAAGCUAACGCCGAGCAGACAGACGCUUUGGUUCCGUCCGGCUUCACUAAACGUCACAAAACAGCUCCGUCGUCUCUGUGCAACUCGGCGGCUUCACACCGACCGUGGUUCCGAAGCAAUGGUGCAGAAAGAGCAGCCGCUGGAGGAGGCUCCUCCGGGGGACGCAGAGCCCAGCCCCAGCCUCGGCUCCGGAGAGGCUGGUGCCGAGGCCCCCGGCCCGGUGGAGGAGGCCGGCGUCGGAGUCGAGUCCACGGGCCACAGGAAAUUCAUAAGCGGGGUCGUGGAAGGCUUCUAUGGUCGACCAUGGACGAUGGAACAGAGGAAAGAGUUGUUCAGAAGGCAGCAGAAAUGGGGCCUGAACACAUACCUUUAUGCACCUAAAGAUGACUACAAGCACAGGAUGUUCUGGAGAGAGCUGUACUCAGUGGAAGAAGCAGAUCAACUCAUUACGUUAAUUGGUGCUGCUAAGGAGCAUGGGAUAGAGUUCAUCUAUGCCAUUUCUCCCGGACUGGACAUCACCUUCUCCAGUCAGAAAGAGGUUACUGCUCUCAAAAGGAAGCUUGAUCAGGUUACUCACUUUGGCUGCAAGUCAUUUGCCUUACUUUUCGAUGAUAUCGAACACAACAUGUGCCCCGCCGACAAAGAAGUGUUCAGCUCAUUUGCACACGCUCAGGUUUCCAUUACCAACGAAAUCUACCAGUACCUGGGAGAGCCUGAAUCCUUUCUAUUCUGUCCCACAGAAUACUGUGGAACCUUCUGCUGCCCAAAUGUCCAUCAAUCCCCCUACCUCCACACAGUAGGAGAGAAGCUACUGCUUGGUAUUGAUGUCCUGUGGACAGGCCCCAAGGUUGUGUCCAAAGAUAUCACAGUGGAAUCAAUAGAGGAGGUGUCAAAAAUCCUCAAAAGGGCCCCAGUAAUCUGGGACAACAUUCACGCCAAUGACUAUGACCAGAAGAGGCUUUUCCUGGGUCCAUACAAGGGCCGCUCCACAGAGCUCAUCCCCAGACUGAAGGGAGUACUCACCAAUCCCAACUGCGAGUUCGAGUCCAACUUUAUAGCGAUCCACACUCUGGCCACCUGGUACAAGUCUAACAUGAACGGGGUGCGCAAGGAUGUGGUCAUGAAUGACAGUGAGGACAGCACAGUGUCCAUCCAGAUCAAGUUAGAGAAUGAAGGCAGCGAUGAAGAGCUGGAGACAGACAUGCUCUACAGUCCACAGCUCGCUCUCAGACUGGCUCUAACAGAAUGGCUUGGGGAAUUUGGUGUGCCUCAUCAAUACAACAGCAGACAGGUGCCUCAGAGUGGUGCCAAAAGCCCAGUUAUAGAUGUGUCCUCCAUGGCUGCACCGUCUCUCUGUUCCUCCACGACAGUCACAACUGUGUUCCAGCAGCCCAUAAUGUCUCCAGCCAUGCCGCCUCUCUGUCUGGAUCCGCUCUCACAUCCCUUGGACACAAUACCUCAGGAUGAAGAGGAGGUUGAGGUGGAGAAGAAGGACUCAGAUGAGGAGCCCAUGGAGAUGGUGGUUGAGAAGCAGGAUGAGCCGGAGCCAGAAACUGAAGCAGACGCUGAGGAGAAGUGUGUUGGUCCUAUUUUGGCCGACAAGAUGGCUGAGGACCUGAAGCCCAUGGAUACAGACAAGGAGAGCCUGUCAGAGUCAAAAUCCCCUGAAGAGUGUCUCCAGGAAGACUGUGGAAGUGAUAUUGCCCCUAUGCAGACAGACGACCAGCUCAAACAGGUGCCGCAGCCAUUUGACGUGUUUGUGCCUGGGCCCAACGAGAAGCCCUUGUUCACAGCAGAGCCCCUCACAGUUGAGGACCUGAGCUUGCUGGCAGAGCUGUUCUACUUGCCUUACGAACACGGAUCCAAGGCCAUGCAGAUGUUGAAGGAGUUCGACUGGCUGCGAGCCAACAGCAGCGUCGUCAGCGUGAACUGCAAGAGGAAGGAAAGUGAAAAGGUAGAAGAAUGGCAGACAAGAGCCGAGACGUUUGAGGAGAUGUGCUGCUCCGUCAUCCAGAUGUUCACACGUCUGUCCAAUUCCGCCAACCACACCAUCCUGUAUGACCUCUACGCCUACAUCUGGGACGUCAAGAGCAUCAUUUCUAUGGUCAAGUCUUUUGUCCAGUGGUUAGGGUGUCGUAGUCAGUCCUCAGCACAAUUCCUUAGAGGAGACCAAGAGCCCUGGGCCUUUAGGGGAGGUCUAGCAGGAGAGUUCCAGAGAUUGUUGCCAAUAGAAGGGGCAAACGAUCUUUUCUACCAACCACCACCUUCAAUGCCAACCUCCAAAAUCUAUUCCAUCAGGCCCUACUUUCCCAAAGAUGAGGGUGCUGUUUAUAAAAUCUGUAAAGAAAUGUACUCUGAAGGGACGGAGGAGGCUCCUUUCUCGGAUGACGAUCCAGACCUCAUAGCAGACAGGUUAGUGGGAGGUCUCCUGAGCCUGAGUUCAGACUACGGCUUUGUGCUCGAGGACGAUGAAGGGAUCUGUGGCUACGCUCUCGGUACAGCGGAUGUCCAGCCCUUUAUCAAGACAUGCCAGUUGAACUGGAUUCCCUUCAUGCAAGAUAAAUACCACAAACCUGACGACCAGAAGGACCUCACCGAGGCCGAGAAGAUGAUGUUGAGUUUCCACGAAGAGGAGGAGGGUCUCCCAGACUCUUUCCUCUCCAACUUCCCCUCUCUCAUCAAAGUUGACAUUCACGCCAAGGUGACAGACCCCAGUGUGGCCAAAAGCAUGAUGGGGUGUCUUCUAUCUUCUCUUAAAGCCAAUGGGUCCCAGGGUGCUUUCUGUCAGGUCCGUCAGACUGACAAGAGAAUGUUGGACUUCUACAGCAAGCUGGGAUGCUUUGAAGUGGCUAAAAUGGAGGGCUUUCCCAAAGACAUCAUCAUCAUGGGACGCAGCUUAUGAAGAGUCGACCUGCUCCAGUAAAACACAGAGAAAGCAAGUCAACGUGGCUGCAACAUGUUUGCUACCUUCCUGAACAAACCUUCCAUGAUGAUUUUAUACUACAUUACCAUCUGGGCGAGCCCCGGGAGAACUCAUUUUAGGAUUUGUGUACAGAAGCACAGCAGUCGCACACAAAUUCCCCUGUGCUGCCCUCAGAAGCUGGAUUCAGCAGAUAUGAAGCCAAAAGGUUGAGGAGUGAUCUGUCAGUUGAUUUGAGCCGACAUAGAAGAGUGGAGCUCUAGCAAAGAUUUCUAGAGUCUCACCUCUCAAUUACCUCCAGGAGGCAGAAGGCGAUAACUGUAAGCCGUUUUUCUGAUUUCAUCUAGUCGCCAGAACAUGGAUAUCGCCCGUGUGCUCGGACGCAAAGAGUCUGUAUCUGAAAUGGAGGCAGAGCUGUGAAAUGAGGGCAGCCUGUAUCUCAGGUAGUGUCUCACUACCCCCACGUCCUGCUUUGCCAGCUUUGACGCAGAGAAUAGCACAGCUGUCGAUAUAAGUAGGACACCUUUAUACAGAAUGUGAGGUGCUAUGUGAGACUUUGCCUUCUUUCAUCAACACAUCAUGAUAUUUCCAAUUCCUCCAGCAAAGCCUAUUAGUGGCUUAUUUCUAACCAAACGUGGUGAUGCAGAGUCUGCACACGUGAAGGUUGGAGACUUGUAGUUUUGGGGGUUUGUGAUUAAAACUCGUCACAGAUCAGUAAAGUAUUUGUCGAGACUGUGAAAUACUCAGCUGGGACACCCUCUGAAUUAGCUUUCUAGUAGUAUUAGACAUUUGCAAAACAAUAUAAAAUCUUCUACAAGUUUACAGACCUGGUUCUCGGCCUGUUUUUGUUCAGCGCUUUGCUUUCGGCCAUUUGUUUUUCUAUUUUAUCAUUCAGCUGUUUAUUGCUUAUUUCCCCUUUGAGCUAUUAUUGCCUUUUGGUUCAUUGCCUUUGGAUUUUAGGUUUAUAUUGCAGACCUCCAGUGUCUUCUGUGGAGGUUCUGUCAAACACAAGGUUUAGUUUGGACAUCAGGCUGGUUGUUGCUCAAAUUCAAGACACAGCCCGACGCUGACAGUCGCUUAGUCUUAGUUUUGUCUCACCAGAUCCCACACUCGGUCACAGACAUCCUCCAGUAAACCUAAGCUGUCUGACAAGGUUUAUACUGGCAGAGGAAGCUCUGACGAGCAUAGUCUCGUUAACUAAUGUAAAAUUAUGCAUUUACUAUAUGUACAAUUUCUUAUUUUUGUCUUUCAUAAGUUUGUGUAAGUAGUUAAAAUUUAAUUGUUUACUUGUAUAUUUAGUUCAUCUGCGUUCCUCUUCUGCUUGAGAAAAUCGACAUUUCCUGAAAGCAGUACCCAGUGUGACCAAAAUCUUGAUAUUUUAAUCUGCUAUUAAAAAAACAUUUUUACACAGUUUACUUACAUCAGGUUAAAUAAUAAUAAUUUAAAAAACACUGAAGCUUUAUGCUCCUACUGUCCCAAAGCAGCGCACGUCUUCAUAACCACUAUGUCUGCAGUUUCUAGAUCACCAUUACUUAUCAUUUAUGAUCAGUUUACACUGUCGUGUGGCAUCCGUCUUCCCUCCCUGCUUAGUUUCCAACAUCGCACAUUCUCAGAUGAAUGUCCUCAGUCGGGCCUCGGCGGGCACAGCCCUCACCGAGGUUCUUCAAUCCUGUCACCAAAGUGGCACUGGCUCCCGCACUGUUGAAAUGUAGCUAUGGGAGUAUGAAGCAGAAAUUCCUGGGCCUUCUGAGACGUGUCCUUUGAAUGUUUUAUAUUCUGACUCAUUUCCCAUUUUGUUUUUUGUAAAUCUUAUAUAGUUGAUUAAAAAAAAAAGCACUUUGACUAUAGAUAGGAGUGUUCUGUUGGUUACCUGAGGAUCAUCAGUUGCUCUUAAGUAGCUGCCUGCCAAUGUGAUGUUUUAUACUGUGUACAUUCAUCAUGUGCAUGAGGUGUAUUGGAUUUGCUGUGGCAUUAGAUUGACCUCAUCUUACGCUCCAAAGAGGGAGAAGCAUGCCAUUCACCUCUAAGAGCAUAAUACUGUAGAAUAUAGACAGUCUGUUGACACUGUCAAUCAUAACGUGUUAUUAUUUUGUAUAUCCUUAUAGGGACUGUGGCUGACAUUUUGUUUUUCUUGAAGGAACUUGUUACAUCACAAGGUUUUGUACAUCCGUCCGAACUGGUUUCUCUUUUUUUUCUUUUUCUGGAAGAUGUGAAACUCACUUACAGAUCUGAUGUUCGUCUCCUUAAACGACAGCAGAACCUUAAUUCUUGUUUUAAAUUUUGCAGUCUUUGCCGACGCUCGAGCUUUCUCCUCUGGCAACCGGGUUUGAUAGAAAAUGGGCUGUGACUGAGAGAAAGGACUCCAAUUGUACAUUUUCAUUUCCUGAGUUUGGGGUAUCAUAAAAGUGUCAGUUUACCAAUGUAAAAUUUGUAUGUAAGAUACAUAAGAUUAAAAAGUAAUGAACCAUGA